Molecule: messenger RNA, 1098 nt
Organism: Caenorhabditis briggsae
Lineage: Eukaryota; Metazoa; Nematoda; Chromadorea; Rhabditida; Rhabditidae
Exons: 6
Coding region: 1-1098 (365 amino acids)
Source: RefSeq, a predicted model, not a curated record
AUGCGCUACGAAAGUCAAAUCUACGUCCGUUCAAUCCCGGCGGCUCCAGCGUGCACAAACUUGGAAAAUCGAAUUUUUACAGAGGAAGUUUUGGAAAUUAUUCCAAUUGUACUACGACAACAGGGAACGCCAAUUUCAGAUAAUCAUGAAUUGCUUCAAAAACUUCGAGGUUUCUGGAAAAUCGGUGUGGACCAUUUGUAUAAUUCAAUAACUCUCACAGAGUUUGAACAAGUUUUGGACUUGUUUGGAAUUAACAAACAGCUGAUUACGAUAGUCGAAGAUCCGGGCCACGAUUCAGGCCGGACUGAAAUGCGAGAACACGGUGGCUACAAUAAAAUUUUAAGCCCCGAUUGUACAGUAAUCCUUGACCCCUAUCAGGCAGUUUUAUACGUUUUUCAAGCACUGGUCCCAGGUGUCAAUUGGAAGACUGAGAAGUGUCCGUUACAUGAAAAUUGUCUGAAAAUGCUGAAAAUCCAGAUUUUGGAAGUUUUGAAAGAAAUGACCGAAGUUAGAGAGAAUCACUUCAUUUCGCUGCGUUAUAUCAUGAACAAAACGGUGACAAUCAGAAAAAUGUGCGAAUUCUACUACAGUACCACUCGUGGGACUACUGACAUCUUUCUCGUCAGUUUCAGCGGCGACGACACAAUUUCAGAGGGCAAAUAUCGCAAAACUUGGGAAUUUUUUGAAAUUUCUGAAUUUCGAAAUUUCUUUCUGGAUCUGGAAAAAUCGAUGAGCAGCUUGCCAGUUUGGAUGGCAAGAGUUUUUAUUCAGAUCGGAUUUGCUGAGCAAUUUUUUAAAGAAGAGCAAUCUGAAAAUUGUCUAAGAAUCCAACAAAUAUUGGCGAACUGCCUACUUUUUCUGGUGCCCAAAGACAGGACUACGGUAACUGAGCAAUUUUUGAAUUCAAUUCUCAAUGGGGAACCUCAAUUCUCAUUGAAUUUAACGGAUUUGAAGCCAAAAAAUGAGCCAGAAGAGCAAAAAGAAUUGAUUAAAAUUCAAACUACAGUAAUCCUUCUGUUUAAAGGCACAUACCGUAUGCAUGAAAACGGUCACAUUCGACAUCAGCUUCUUAGUAAAAUGUGCUCUUUGCUCAUGUGA